AUGAAGAACCCAUCGUUAGUAUUGAACAAAGUCGAUGAACUUAAGUUUGUGGAUUAUGACAUUGAUGAAUCCUUAGGUGACAAUGAAGUGUUAAUUUCCAAUAUCACUACAGGAAUUUGUGGGUCAGAUAUUCAUUAUUAUGCUCAUGGAAAGAUUGGUGAUUUCGUAUUAUUAGAGGGUAAGCCUUUAGUUAUGGGACAUGAAUCAAGUGGAAUUGUCACUGAAGUUGGUCCAAAAGUUACUUCUUUGAAAAGAGGUGAUAGAGUUGCUAUUGAACCAGGGUUACCUUCGAGAUUUUCCGAUGAGUAUAAGUCCGGUAAAUACAAUUUGUGUCCGCAUAUGGCUUUUGCUGCCACUCCUUCUAAGGAAGGGGUUGAAAAUCCUCCUGGUACUUUAUGUAAAUAUUAUAAAGCUCCAGAAGAUUUCUUAGUUAAAUUACCUGAUUCGGUUUCUUUAGAAUUGGGUGCUUUGGUUGAACCUUUAACUGUGGGGGUCCAUGCUUCUAAAUUAGCUAGUAUAAAAUUUGGUGAUGUAGUAGUUGUUUUUGGUGCUGGUCCAGUUGGACUUUUAGCUGCCUCAGUUGCUACUAUGUUUGGUGCUAGUAAAGUUAUGGUUGUUGAUAUUUUCGAUAACAAAUUACAAAUGGCUUUAGAUAUUGGUGCUGCCACUCAUGUCUUCAAUUCUAAGACUGAAGGAGGAGUUGAUAAAUUAGUUGAAAAAUUAGGUGAAUCUCCAUCUGUAGUAUUAGAAUGUACUGGUGCGGAACCAUGUAUUCAAUUAGGAGUUUUGGCUUUGAGAACUGGUGGUAGAUUUGUUCAAGUUGGUAAUGCUCCAGGGUAUGUUAAGUUCCCAAUUACUGAAUUUGCAACCAAAGAAUUGACAUUAUUCGGGUCUUUUAGAUAUGGUUAUGGUGAUUAUAAGACCUCUGUAGCUUUAUUGGAUAAGAAUUAUAGAGAUAAAUCUAAGAAGAUCGUUGAUUUCGAACAAUUGAUCACUCAUAGAUUUGAUUUUGUUGAUGCUAUCAAAGCUUACGAUACCGUUAGAGGUGGUAACGGAUGUGUCAAGUGUAUUAUUAAAGGUCCUGAGACUGCUUUAUAG
Messenger RNA from Yamadazyma jaroonii, 1098 nucleotides. NCBI's taxonomy places the organism in Eukaryota, Fungi, Ascomycota, Pichiomycetes, Serinales, Debaryomycetaceae. The record is from the annotation of a GenBank genome assembly.